AUGGUAAGUGUACUAGUAGACAAACGCAACAUUAGUCGUUUCUUUAAAGAUAGAGAGUUUACGUUUAAAUUCUUUGAAGACACACGGACACCAGAAGAAUUGUGGGAAAUCAUUGAUGAUGUAAAAAAGGAUGCCGAGAACAGCAGCAGUUUCUUCUUUAUCAUCUCAAGCCAUGGCAAAGGGAUCACAUUGAAAAACGAGUCUGGUGGGGCUGAAUUACACAAGGAUACCCAGAAGCCAGUUGUCAUUUCUGAAGAAAUCCGGUUGGUAGAGACCAACGCAUAUGUUCGAGUUGAUGAAAUAGUGUCAAAGUUUGAACAUUUUAUGAUUGGUAAGCCGAAGGUAUUGAUUUUCCAAGCCUGUAGAAACUUACCAGAACUACAACCAGUCAGAGACAGAGCAGAUGAUGGCCUUAUUCCAGUAGAUGUUGAUGAUGCAGUGAGAUAUUAUUCUGCGAUAAUACCGGGGAAUGCCGACAUGGUGGUUGUACAUGACACCAGUAGAGGAGACAAAGCUUACCGUAAUAAAGAGGUUGGUGCUUGGCUGUUCAAUGAGCUAUUUGUCAAUCUGAAUGAAAGAUUCAAAACAGAGCACCUAUUGGAUGUCCUUACACGAUUAAACAAUCGGAUUUCAAAACACAAAAAUCAUGAUGGCAAGGCUGGACUUCAGAUGUCUUGUUUCAUUUCAACUUUAACUAAGUUCUUUUACUUAACUAAUUAAUGAUUAACUUUUGCCCUAAAGUUAAUUUAUUUUGCAUUUAUUGCCUGAAGGACUUGUGUAUUACUAGUGACAUAAUUGUAAAUUGACUUUUCUCAAUUUGUUAAUGCUAAGGAUUGUAAAACAUCCAAUUUUUUUAUUUUUCAGUGAUGGAUAAACUUGUUUUACUUAAAUUUGUUCUUGUAUGUAUUGCGCUGCUGUUGCCGCUGCCACUGCUUUAGACUUACCACCGCUUUAGCUGACGCUUAUUGUAUCUCUGCUGCUGUGAUCUCCGAGUUAUUCUCAGAAUGUUGUUUGUGUACCUAAAAUUAAGGGUAGAAUGGCUCCUUUGUGUAAGUAGUUCCUAGAGAAUAACAGUGUAUUCUUUCUUUUCUGCACUGUUCUACAAUGAAUUUUAAAUCUUUUUAUUGAUUUUUAAAAGUGUUCACAGUGUAUAUAUAUUUAGUAGUUGUAGUUGCUAAAAAGCAGUUAACGAUAAAGGGGUGGAUCCAGAAUUUUUCAAACGGGGGGAGUGGGGGAAAACAUUUUCAAAAUAGAUAAGUGUGUAGCGCUUAUUUCAAUACAUAACAUUGAAAUGCAUUGAAAUUUAAAUAUUUUGUGGCCCCUGUUCCCCGACUGGAUCCACACCUGCAAUAUUAGUAUUUUAAAUGUGUAUUUAAAUUGAUGAAUACAUGUUUAUAGAACAGUGUUGGUUGUUUUUUAUUACAUCUAUUGCAUAUUUUAAAGACCUUGGAACAAAGUAUAAUUAUGACAUCUGUUUUUAGUACAAAUUUAGUAUAAUCUAGUAGUUGAUUGUUUUGUAUAUUUUGUGUUUCAGUUAUUACUGAACUAUACUAACGAUUUUUAAAUCAUGAAUUACGAGAAAUAAAAUGUUAUAGCAAAAUGAAAUCAGAAGUUGUUAAAACACAUUAAUUUGCAUAUGUUGCUUGUAAAAUUGUGACUUGAUGCUUAUAAAGCAGGUCAAUGCUGCUUGUUAAAUUUGGAAGCAUUUGAAACUUUUUUAUGUGUAAAUGUAUAAUAUUGCCCUGUGUAAAACAUAAUUAUUGGUGUAGAUUUGUAGGUAAUUUCAUAUUAACUUUUGUAUGGUAACAUUCGUAAUAAGUAUUAAAAUUAGGUUGGCUUAACCAAACUUUAGAGCGAACAUUCUUGGUUUUAUAUUCCAUUUAUUCUGUAUUGCAGCUGAUAUUCUUUUUACUAUGACAAUUUGUAAUGUUCACGAGAACAAUAAACUCAUAGAAUUUCAUAUUAAUUUUUGUAUGGUAACCUUCGUAAUAAGCAUUAAAAUUAGGUUGGCUUAACCAAACUUUAGAGCGCACAUGGUUUUACAUUCUUUUGUCUAUGACAAUUUGUAAUGUUCACGAGAACAAUAAACUCAUAGAACUGUCA
Molecule: messenger RNA, 2103 nt
Organism: Anneissia japonica
Lineage: Eukaryota; Metazoa; Echinodermata; Crinoidea; Comatulida; Comatulidae
Product: caspase-3-like
Exons: 5
Coding region: 1-720 (239 amino acids)
Biological process (GO): proteolysis
Molecular function (GO): cysteine-type endopeptidase activity
Source: RefSeq, a predicted model, not a curated record